AUGAUUGAAGAUUAUGACAUAGUUUGUGGCCUGGAUGGCAGUACUUAUGGAACUUGGGAGACGAGGAAUGCUGAUUAUGAGGGCCUAUGGGUAUCAGGGUGGAGGGUAAAUGCUGAGAAAGUGAAAUGUGGUAGCGGGCAGGGAGGAAAUACAUCUACGACCACAGCUGUGGUAGACAGCAAGAAUGGAUCUGUGCCCAAAUCCCCUGGAAAAGUGAUGAAGAGGACAGUCACAGAAGAUAUAGUGACGACAUUCAGCUCCCCAGCAGCCUGGCUUCUGGUCAUUGCUCUGAUCAUCACAUGGUCAGCUGUGGCCAUUGUUAUGUUUGACUUAGUGGAUUACAGAAACUUUUCAGCAAGCUCUAUUUCCAAGAUGGGCUCAGAUCCUCUAAAACUUGUACAUGAUGCUGUGGAGGAAACCACGGACUGGGUCUAUGGCUUCUUUUCUUUGUUGUCUGACAUCAUCUCAUCUGAGGGUGAUGAAGAAGAUAAUGAUGAUGGAGACAAGGACACUGAUAAAGGAGAAAUAGAGGAGCCUCCCUUGAAAAAAAAAGAAAUACACAAAGAAAAGACUGAAAAGCAGGAGAAAACUGAAAAGAAAAUACAAACUAAAGUUACACACAAAGAGAAAGACAAAGACAAAGAAAAAGGAAAACCUGAAAAGAAAGCAACUCACAAGGAAAAAAUUGAGAAAAAAGAAAAACCAGAAACAAAGACAGUGGCAAAAGAAGAGAAGAAAGCUAAGACUAGAGAAAAGACUGAAGAAAAGAUUAAAAAGGAAGUGAAAGGUGCAAAACAGGAGAAGGUGAAGCAAACAGCUGCGAAAGUAAAAGAAGCACAGAAAACAUCACCUAAACCCAAAGAGAAGGACAAGAAAGACGCUGCAGUGGUGUCCAAGCAUGAACAGAAAGAUCAGUAUGCAUUCUGUCGAUAUAUGAUUGACAUAUUUGUCCAUGGGGAUUUAAAACCAGGACAAAGCCCAGCCAUACCACCUCCAUUACCAACAGAACAAGCUUCUGGACCCACUUUGGCAUCACCAACUCUUGAAGAAAAAGAAGAAGAAAAGAAGAAAGCUGAGAAUAAAGUGACUCCCGAAACAAAAAAGAAAGAAAAAGAAGAUGUCAAAACGAAAACUGAGAAGGAAACUGCCAUGGAUGUAAAGAAAAAAGAUCCUGGCAAAGUCCCAGAAGCCAAACAAGGGACAAUAAAAAUUGCAGCACAAGCAGCAACUAAAAAAGAUGAAAAGAAGGAAGAUUCCAAGAAAACAAGAACAACUGCAGAAGAACUACCCAAGGGAAAAAAACAGGAAAAGAAAGAAAAACAUGUAGAACCAGCAAAGUCACCAAAGAAGGAGCAUUCAGCUCCAAGUGAAAAACAAGUUAAAGCAAAAACUGAACAAGCCAAAGAAGAGGUUGGUGCUGCCUCAACUAAAAAAGCUGUACCUGGAAAGAAGGAAGAGAAAACAACCAAGACAGUGGAGCAAGAAAUUAGAAGAGAAAAAUCCGGGAAGACUUCAUCAGUUCUGAAGGAUAAAGAGCCUAUUAAGGGAAAAGAAGUGAAGGUUCCAGCUUCCCUAAAGGAAAAAGAACCUGAAAUUAAAAAAGAUGAAAAGAUGUCCAAAGCAGGCAAAGAAGUUAAGCCCAAGUCUCCACAGCCACAAGUAAAAAAAGAAGAUAAGCCAGAGUCACAAGUUAAAAAGGAAGCAAAACCAGCUUCAUCCGAAAAAGCUCAAAUACACAAACAAGACAUAGUGAAACCAGAAAAGACUGUUUCUCAUGGUAAACCAGAUGAAAAAGUUGUCAAGCAGGCAAAAGCUAUCACAAUAGAAAAAACAGUCAAACCCAAACCAACAAAAAAAGCUGAACAUCAAGAAAAAGAAUCUCCAUCUAUAAAAACAGACAAACCAAAACCAACUCCAAAGGAAACAUCAGAAGUAACAGCAUCAGUGAAGAAGAAAAUUGAAAAAUCUGAAAAGGAAAGUAAAGAAAAAGCAGAAAUGAAACAUCUUAAAGAAGAAAAAGUGCCAACUAGAAAAGAAAGUCUUCAAUUUUACAAUGUGACAAAAGCAGAAAAACCUGCAAGAGUAUCAAAAGAUUCUGAAGAUGUACCAGCUUCAACGAAAGCUAAAGAAGAAGCUGAAGAUGUGUCUUCCACAAAGAAGCAAAAGAGCCCCAUCAGCUUCUUCCAAUGUGUCUACUUGGAUGGCUACAAUGGCUAUGGAUUUCAGUUUCCUGUCACUCCUGCACACCGCCCUGGAGAGAGCUCUGGCCAACCAAGUUCUCCAGGAGAGAAGCAACAAAGACAAUAA
This is a messenger RNA of Eubalaena glacialis (North Atlantic right whale), 2307 nucleotides long. It is a transcript of the gene TRDN, whose product is annotated as triadin. Gene Ontology annotation, molecular function: signaling receptor binding. Gene Ontology annotation, cellular component: membrane; sarcoplasmic reticulum. The record is from RefSeq and is a predicted model, not a curated record. The transcript has 41 exons. Lineage: Eukaryota; Metazoa; Chordata; Mammalia; Artiodactyla; Balaenidae. The coding region runs from base 1 to 2307 and encodes 768 amino acids.